Schizosaccharomyces osmophilus is the source of this 3786-nucleotide messenger RNA. It is a transcript of the gene fft2, whose product is annotated as SMARCAD1 family ATPase Fft2. The coding region runs from base 1 to 3786 and encodes 1261 amino acids. The transcript has a single exon. The record is from RefSeq and is a predicted model, not a curated record. Gene Ontology annotation, molecular function: DNA binding; ATP binding; ATP-dependent chromatin remodeler activity. Lineage: Eukaryota; Fungi; Ascomycota; Schizosaccharomycetes; Schizosaccharomycetales; Schizosaccharomycetaceae. Gene Ontology annotation, cellular component: nucleus.
AUGCUUCCAGAUUAUCUUUCGGACAACAGAAAACGAAAAUUCGGAGAGGAUCAGACUCCUUCUGGUGAAGUUGCAUCAUCCGGUGGAGGAUUCAAUGCUCCUUAUGCUAGUACUUCGCCAUCCGGCCUAUCGUCUGUAGGCUCUUCUCAACAUCCUUAUGUUUCUGGAGCAAGCCCUUCAAAUGCUCCCCAAUCUCCUUACGUAUCCACUGCUGCAAGUAACCAUUACCAAAUUCCGAACUAUGGUUAUUAUUCCUAUGGUUCUUCCAACCCAUCGUUGGUAGGUGAUCCGAACCCGAAUUUGGCUAGUCCUUACACGAUGCCAAACACUCAGAAUCAUCCUUACGGAUUGAUGCCUUCUGCACCUUCGGCUGCUGCUUACAUGGGUGGUCUCCCUCCACAACCUAUUCCAUCGUACCCAGCUAAUACUUCUUAUGAUUAUGGAUCAAACGUUUCUCAGAUGCCACCGCUUACUGGGGUUUCUCCUGGAAUGCCGAAUGUUCCUUCUCGACUCCCCAGUAUCCAUUCUUUGCAGCAACAGCAGUCUGCGUACCCUGGUUACAAUUCACCGUAUCAUUACAACAACGAUUACAUGGGAAAUGUUUCUGCUUUGUCAAAUGCCAAUGCUGGGGGAUUGCUGAAUUCGUCGAAUCCAGUCAUGCCAGCUGUCGACAACAAUAAUUUUUACAAUUCCUCUGCGUCGACUACUCCCGCAACAAAUACACUUCCCAGUUAUACUCGCUCAAAACCUCGCUCUACUAGUCAUCCUAGAUCAUCAUCCAUUCAACAUGCCUCUGCUACACCACCCGAUAAUACCCCUUCCUUUUCUUCUCCUCCCAUAAAGACUGAUGCUUCUACAAAGGAUCCUAGAAAAAACCCCAAUUAUGCUAUGCAAUGCGUUCAAUGGAUCCGUUCUUUCAUUCCUCAAGCCGAUAUUGGAACAACGAUCAAUGCCCUUGCACAAAAUAACUGGGAAGAGACGACUGCUUUGUCUGUAUUAUCCCGACAGUUCUUGAAUCAUGAUGUGUCAGCUGAGCUACAGCAACAUCAGGCUUUUACUCAUGGUCUCCCUGACUUCUCCAGUUAUAUUCCAAAACAAGAAACCUCGAAUCGUACUGUACAAACCCAGAAACGUUCUAUUCGUGACAAGUACACCCAACCCUCAGCUGGGUUUCCCAUGAUACCUGCCGAGGAAGCCACGCCUAUUCCCUCCUACUCCCGAAAACCGGCAAAAAAACCUGUUGAAGAAGAUGAAUUCUAUGAUUCUGGAGAAGAAUCAGAUGUUGUCGUUCAAAAAGACACUUCAGCUUUGGAACGGACUGUUCUCAAUUUCAUCAAUGUUAGUUCUGCUAAAGAAAUUUCUGAUACUGCCAGUUGCCCACUCGCUCACUCCAAGUUGCUUUUGGAACAUCGUCCUUUCAAUAGUCUCACCGAAGCCUCUAUUAUAAAGCAUCCAGAUGAUAUUCCCAGUAAGCCUGGUAGGAGAGGUCGAAGAAGACCGAAGAUUCCUAUGGGUCAAAAGAUUGUCAACGUUUGCUUGGAGACCAUGGAAGGAUACUAUGCUAUUGAUAACCUUAUUGCUCGUUGCGAAGAUCUAGGUAAGCGUAUUUCCGAUGGUAUGGCUUCUUGGGGUAUUAAAUUAAAAGAAGCUUCUGGUGAGUUAAACAUCGUUGAUAUGGAUUCACUAUACAAUAAACCUUCUUAUAACGCUAACUAUCCUGGGUUUAUCACUGAACAACCUGCCAGUCUUGCUCCUGAUGUAAAGCUAAAGAGCUACCAAAUGAUUGGUGUGAAUUGGAUGAACUUAUUGUACAGAUUGGGUCUUUCUGGUAUUUUAGCCGAUGAAAUGGGCUUAGGUAAGACAUGUCAGGUUGUUGCUUUUUUUGCUUUGCUUCUUGAACAAGGCCGUACUGGUCCUCAUCUCGUAGUCGUUCCCUCUUCUACUCUAGAAAAUUGGUUGCGUGAGCUUGCUCGCUUUUGUCCUCGCCUUCGUGUAGAACCAUACUACGGAAGUCAACAAGAACGUGCUAAUAUUCGAGAAGCUAUAGAAGAAAACAACGUAACAUAUGACAUCCUGGUAACUACAUACCAGCUUGCUACCAGUAGCAAAGAGGACCGCUCAUUUCUAAAGCAUCAAAAUUAUGAUGUCUGUGUUUAUGAUGAAGGCCAUUAUUUGAAAAAUCGAAUGUCAGAGCGAUAUAAGAAUUUGAUGAACUUAACUGCUAACUUUCGGUUACUCUUGACUGGUACUCCUCUGCAGAACAAUCUAAAAGAGUUAGUAUCGUUGCUAGCUUUUAUCCUUCCGAACAUGUUUGACAGUGACAUGGAGGACUUGGAUGUCAUUUUCAAAGCCAAGCCUACUGCUGAUGCCGACAUUGAGCAAGCUCUGUUAUCUAAGCAGAGAAUCAGCAGAGCCAAAACAAUGAUGACUCCUUUUGUAUUGCGUCGACGUAAAGCGCAAGUUUUGGGUGACUUACCUCAGAAAAGUCAUCACAUUGAAUAUUGCGAUUUAUCCGCCGAACAGGAAAAAAUAUACAAUCGGUAUGCUGCUGUGCAGAAAUCUCAACAAUUAAAACGUGAGGACAAGCGACCUAAGAAAGUAAAGAAGGACGAAGAAAAUGGGGAGAAUGGCAAGCCGGCAUCGGUUGGACAUACCCUUAUGCAAUUACGAAAGGCUACGAACCAUGCUUUACUUUUCCGAGAACAUUAUGAUACCGAUACUUUGCACAAAAUGGCUAAAGAUAUCAUGAAGGAAGAACAGUACAAAAAUGCAAAUGAGCAAUACAUCUUUGAAGAUAUGGAAAUUAUGUCCGACUUUGAGCUUCAUCGUCUGUGCUGUAAUUUCUCCACAUUGCAACCAUACUUGUUGAAAGACGAGCCUUGGAUGGAUUCAGGAAAAAUCUUGAAACUCAAAAAGAUGAUACCUGAAAUGAAACAGAAAGGAGAUCGUAUACUUCUUUUUAGCCAGUUUACGCAAAUGCUUGAUAUUUUAGAGCAAGUUUUGGAUUCUUUGAAAAUUUCUUAUGUUCGUUUGGAUGGAUCUACUCAAGUAGAAACUCGUCAAGACAUUAUUGAUCAAUUUCAUAGGGAACCCGAUGUUACGGUAUUUUUACUGUCCACUAGAGCUGGUGGUUUUGGUAUUAACCUGGCUUGUGCGAAUGUGGUAAUUUUAUAUGAUUGUUCUUAUAAUCCUUUUGAUGACCUGCAAGCUGAAGAUCGUGCACAUCGUGUGGGCCAGAUGCGCGAUGUAAGAGUUAUAAGAUUAAUUACGAAAGAGACUGUUGAAGAGUAUAUUCAAAGACUUGCAAAUACCAAGUUAGCUCUCGACAUGAGUCUUAGCUCUGAUGGCAAAGACCGCGAAGAGCUGGGAGAGCGUUUGGUUCAAGAUAUGUUUGACAAAGAAGAUCACGAUAAUGAAGGAGAUACGGAAACUGAUAAUACUAAAAAAAUUCAAACUAAGGAGGAGCUCCAAGAGGACGAGUCUAAGGAAGAACCAAAAAGUAUUGAACCAGAAACGACCGCUGACGCGACUAAAUUAGAAAUCACGAAACAGGAAGAACCUUCAAAUAACGAAGACCAAGUGAAACCCGACGAAAAAAAGGUUGAGGAUAAUUCUAGUCUAAACAAUCCGUCGAGUAAUAUUACGGAGGCAGCAUCGAGUUCUAAUGCUAUAGAAGAGGGUAAAGAAAGUGAUGAUACUACAUCUUUAGCAACGUCGGAGGAGAAACCAUCAGCAGCUGAGCUAUCUUCUCAGACGGCUGAAGAAGAUCAUUUAAAGGCAGUUUAA